This is a messenger RNA of Sinocyclocheilus grahami, 6534 nucleotides long. Its product is annotated as mucin-2-like. The coding region runs from base 199 to 6342 and encodes 2047 amino acids. NCBI's taxonomy places the organism in Eukaryota, Metazoa, Chordata, Actinopteri, Cypriniformes, Cyprinidae. The record is from RefSeq and is a predicted model, not a curated record. The transcript is spliced from 14 exons.
GCUAUUUAACCCGCUGCCUCUUUAAAGCCACCUGUAGCGGAUCUCUAUCCUCCAAAGGAAAUUAACCUCCGAAAGCCACCGAGUUAACGGACAUAAAGCUCUUGACACGGAAGACAUCUGUUUUCAUUAUUUUUCCGUUAUCAAUAUCUUUUUUAUUUUUAUUAUUUUUUUGUAUAAACGACACUUAAGUAGAGAACUAUGUUACUGACGCAUCAACUAUUCCUAUUAAUAUUAAUCUCUACUUCAGAAACAUCCACCACAAGCACAAACUCAGCCAGUGAUUCAACAGACACCCCAAUCACUGGUACUGUUGCAGUAACAAGCAUUCCAUCUGAGAAUACAACUACACCAUUCACAAACAAUGCCACAACCCCACUGCUGUCAACGCAUGCUAGCAAUGUCACAUCUCCACCUUUAUCUACUCAAGGCAAUGUGACAAGCUCAUCUACAGUUGUACCAGAAAAUGCUACCAGUUCAUCAGCGAUUACACCAGGAAAUGCCACAGCUUCACCUGCACCUGUAACAACAGCAGCAGCCAGAACCACAAGUCCACUUGUGCCUACACCAGAGGAUGCUACAAACCAUCCUGUAACUUCACCAGACAAUGCCACAACUGGUCCUUUACCUGAGCCAGGCAACAGCACAAACCCACUCCAAACUACAAGAGGCAAUGACACUACUCCCAUUAGCACACCAAGCAACAGCACAGCUUCACCAAUUACAACACCAAGCCAUGUCACAAUUACAACACAGACUACACCAGGUAAUGCUACAACAGCAAACCGUACCACAACUCCACCCUUAACCACAUAUAUUUCAAAUCAAAGUACACCAGGGAAUAAUGCAACAGUAAAUGCUACCAUACCACCCCUGACUACACCAGUAAAUGCUACUGCACAACCCCAAAAUACACCAGGGAACAAUGCAACAGUAAACGCUACUACACCACCCAUAACUACACCAGUAAAUGCAACUGCACCACUUCCAAUUACACCAGGGAACAAUGCAACAGUAAACGCUACUACACCACCCAUAACUACACCAGUAAAUGCAACUGCACCACUUCCAACUACAACAGGGAACAAUGCAAUAGUAAACACUACCACACUACCCAUGACUACACCAGGGAAUAAUGCAACAACAACAGUAAAUGCUACUACACCACCUCUAACUACACCAGUGAACAAUGCAACAGUAAAUGCUACUACACCACCCAUAACUACACUCGAGAAUAAUGCAACAGUAAACGUUACCACAACACCCAUGACUACACCAGUAAGUGCUACUAUACCACCUUUAACUACACCAGAGAAUAAUGCAACAGUAAAUGCUACUACACCACCCAUACCUACACUCGAGAAUAAUGCAACAGUAAACGUUACCACAACACCCAUGACUACACCAGUAAGUGCUACUAUACCACCUUUAACUACACCAGAGAAUAAUGCGACAGUAAAUGCUACCACACUCCCCAUGACUACACCAGGGAAUAAUGCAACAGUAAAUGCUACCACACUCCCCAUGACUACACCAGGGAACAAUGCAACAGUAAAUGCUACCACACAACCCAUGACUACACCAGUAAAUGCUACUACACCACCUUUAACUACACCAGAGAAUAAUGCAACAGUAAAUGCUACCACACUCCCCAUGACUACACCAGUAAAUGCUACUAUACCACCUUUAACUACACCAGAGAAUAAUGCAACAGUAAAUGAUACCACACCACCCAUGACUACACCAGGGAAUAAUGCAACAACAACAGUAAAUGCUACUACACCACCUCUAACUACACCAGUGAACAAUGCAACAGUAAAUGCUACUACACCACCCAGAAGUACACUUGAGAAUAAUGCAACAGUAAACGUUAUCACAACACGCAUGACUACACCAGUAAAUGCUACUAUACCACCUUUAACUACACCAGAGAAUAAUGCAACAGUAAAUGAUACCACACCACCCAUGACUACACCAGGGAAUAAUGCAACAACAACAGUAAAUGCUACUACACCACCUCUAACUACACCAGUGAACAAUGCAACAGUAAAUGCUACUACACCACCCAGAAGUACACUUGAGAAUAAUGCAACAGUAAACGUUAUCACAACACGCAUGACUACACCAGUAAAUGCUACUAUACCACAUUUAACUACACCAGAGAAUAAUGCAACCGUAAAUGCUACUACAUCACCUAUGACUACACCUGGGAACAAUGCAACAGUAAAUGCUACUACACCACCCAGAAGUACACUUGAGAAUAAUGCAACAGUAAACGUUAUCACAACACGCAUGACUACACCAGUAAAUGCUACUAUACCACAUUUAACUACACCAGAGAAUAAUGCAACCGUAAAUGCUACUACAUCACCUAUGACUACACCUGGGAACAAUGCAACAGUAAAUGCUACCACAGAACCCAUGACCACAACAGUAAAUGCUACUUCACCACCUUUAACUACACCAGAGAAUAAUGUAACAGUAAAUGGUACCACACCACCCAUUACUACAACAGUAAAUGUUACUAUACCACCUUUAACUACACCAGGAAACAAUGCAACAGUAAAUGCUACCACACCACCUAUGACUACACCUGUAAAUGUUUCUACACCACUUCUAACUACUUCAGUUAAUAACACAACAGUUAAUGCUACCACACCACCCAUGACUACACGAGGGAGUAAUGCAACAACAACAGUAAAUGCUACUACACCACCUUCAACUACACAAGAGCAUAAUGCAACAGUAAAUGCCACUACACCACCCAUAACUACACUCGAGAAUAAUGCAACAGUAAACGUCACCACAACACCGAUGACUACACCAGUAAAUGCUACUAUCCCACAUUUAACUACAGCAGAGAAUAAUGCAACAGUAAAUGGUACCACACCACCCAUAACUACACUUGAGAAUAAUGCAACAGUAAACGUCACCACAACACCGAUGACUACACCAGUAAAUGCUACUAUCCCACAUUUAACUACAGCAGAGAAUAAUGCAACAGUAAAUGGUACCACACCACCCAUAACUACACUUGAGAAUAAUGCAACAGUAAACGUCACCACAACACCGAUGACUACACCAGUAAAUGCUACUAUCCCACAUUUAACUACAGCAGAGAAUAAUGCAACAGUAAAUGGUACCACACCACCCAUAACUACACUUGAGAAUAAUGCAACAGUAAACGUCACCACAACACCGAUGACUACACCAGUAAAUGCUACUAUCCCACAUUUAACUACAGCAGAGAAUAAUGCAACAGUAAAUGGUACCACACCACCCAUAACUACACUUGAGAAUAAUGCAACAGUAAACGUCACCACAACACCGAUGACUACACCAGUAAAUGCUACUAUCCCACAUUUAACUACAGCAGAGAAUAAUGCAACAGUAAAUGGUACCACACCACCCAUAACUACACUUGAGAAUAAUGCAACAGUAAACGUCACCACAACACCGAUGACUACACCAGUAAAUGCUACUAUCCCACAUUUAACUACAGCAGAGAAUAAUGCAACAGUAAAUGGUACCACACCACCCAUAACUACACUUGAGAAUAAUGCAACAGUAAACGUCACCACAACACCGAUGACUACACCAGUAAAUGCUACUAUCCCACAUUUAACUACAGCAGAGAAUAAUGCAACAGUAAAUGGUACCACACCACCCAUAACUACACUUGAGAAUAAUGCAACAGUAAACGUCACCACAACACCGAUGACUACACCAGUAAAUGCUACUAUCCCACAUUUAACUACAGCAGAGAAUAAUGCAACAGUAAAUGGUACCACACCACCCAUAACUACACUUGAGAAUAAUGCAACAGUAAACGUCACCACAACACCGAUGACUACACCAGUAAAUGCUACUAUCCCACAUUUAACUACAGCAGAGAAUAAUGCAACAGUAAAUGGUACCACACCACCCAUAACUACACUUGAGAAUAAUGCAACAGUAAACGUCACCACAACACCGAUGACUACACCAGUAAAUGCUACUAUCCCACAUUUAACUACAGCAGAGAAUAAUGCAACAGUAAAUGGUACCACACCACCCAUAACUACACUUGAGAAUAAUGCAACAGUAAACGUCACCACAACACCGAUGACUACACCAGUAAAUGCUACUAUCCCACAUUUAACUACAGCAGAGAAUAAUGCAACAGUAAAUGGUACCACACCACCCAUAACUACACUCGAGAAUAAUGCAACAGUAAACGUCACCACAACACCCAUGACUACACCAGUAAAUGCUACUAUACCACAUUUAACUACAGCAGAGAAUAAUGCAACAGUAAAUGGUACCACCCCCCCCAUAACUACACUCGAGAAUAAUGCAACAGUAAAUGGUACCACCCCCCCCAUAACUACACUCGAGAAUAAUGCAACAGUAAAUGGUACCACCCCCCCCAUAACUACACUCGAGAAUAAUGCAACAGUAAAUGGUACCACCCCCCCCAUAACUACACUCGAGAAUAAUGCAACAGUAAACGUCACCACAACACCGAUGACUACACCAGUAAAUGCUACUAUACCACUUUUAACUACACCAGAGAAUAAUGCAACCGUAAAUGCUACUACACUCCCCAUGACUACACCAGGGAAAAAUGCAACAGUAAAUGCUACCACACAACCCAUGACCACACCAGUAAAUGCUACUAUACCACCUAUAACUACACCAGAGAAUAAUGCAACAGUAAAUGCUACUACACCACCCAUGACUACACCAGGAAACAAUUCAACAGUAAACGCUACCACACCACCUAUGACUACACCUGUAAAUGCUUCUACACCACUUCUAACUACAUCAGUUAAUAACACAACAGUUAAUGCUACCACACCACCCAUGACUACACCAGGGAAUAAUGCAACAACAACAGUAAAUGCUACUACACCACCUCUAACUACACCAGUGAACAAUGCAACAGUGAAUGCCACCACACCACCCAUGUCUACAACAGUAAAUGCUACUACACCACCCAUCACUACUCCAGUAAAUGCUACUACACCACCCCUUACUACACCAGGGAACAAUGCAACAGUAAACGCUUCCACACCACCCAUCACUACUCUAGUAAAUGCGACUUCACAACCUCAAACUACACAAGGGAAUAAUGCAACAGUAAAUGCUACCACACAACCCAUAACUACACCAGGAAACACUACAACAGAUAAUGCUACCCCACCACCUCAGUCUACAUCAGGAAAUGCUACUACACCACCCAUAACCAACUCAACAACUGGAUCCAUUGUCUCUACCACUAACCCAACUAACACUACAACCACACCAGCUACCUGUCCUGCAGUGCCCUGUCCACCACUCGGUGUCUGUGUGAACUCCACCUGUCAGUGCGUGACAGGAACUAUUCCUUUAAAUAAUGCCUGUGUGGAAACUAAAACCUUCACUAGUUCACUUCGGGUGAACCGCAUUUUUGAAAAUGCUAUGAAUGAUCCCAAAUCACCUUUAUUCCAGCAAACUGCUAAAGAGAUAAUUACUGCGGUAAAUGAAGCUCUGGGUAACCAGCCAAACUACAUUAACAGCAUAGUAAUUAAACUGAUGUCUGGCAGUAUAGUGGCUUCAGUAAACAGUUUUUUUGAGCCCAAUUCUCUAGUCACACAGGAAUCGGUUAUAUCUGCCAUGGAAACUGCUAUAAGAGAUUGUAAAGUGGCAAACUGUGCCAUUCUUGCUAAUGCUCAAUACACUGCAACCAACCUGUGUGAGCAAGCUCUGCCUCCUUGUGAUGUUGACACUACAGUGUGUGAGGCCAAAGAUGGGACCCCUGUUUGUACCUGUAAACCUGGCCAUGUAUCUAGCCAAUACCAGGCCAGAAGCUGUAGAGUUUGCCCUAGUGGAUACAAAGCGCAAGAGAACACGUGUGUUCAAUGUCCAUUUGGCUAUUCUGGAUUCAACUGUGACGAUUCCUCUUUGUUGGCUCUAGUGGUGGUGGCGUGUGUGUUAGGGGGAAUUCUACUCAUUGUGAUUUUGGCUGUUCUCAUCUACAUCUGUGUAACUCGUGGCAAGGAGUCAUCAAACAGCAAUUAUUACAACAGCCCGUACCCUGCUGAGGAGUUCCAGGCUACGUGGCCCUCUCAGAACGUAACCCAUAUUCCUCGUGCCACUCUGGCAUCUAGUUCCAGCAUUGAUGCCACUGGCAACAGUCUAGAGAUGGCUGAAGGGCCAGGCAGGAAAGGCCACAUUAAUGGAUUGAAGAUUGGAGGAAAGUCGGGCUCGUAUGACCUCAGAACAGAUGGCAUGAGGACCUUUAAGGACAUAAACCCCACACGGUACUCUUAUCUGAUGGGUCAUGAAAACCCCUACUUCACACAAGGAAAUGAGAAGAGAUGAGGAAAACAGCAGAGAAAUCCAGUGAGAAGUAAGAGGACAAGAAAAGAGUGCAAUAACGACAUGAAUUAUAAAAAGGCCUUAGAUCAAAAUGUUUCAGGAACGUUAACGCUGUCAAAACCAAACUGCUGAUCACAGACUCAAAGUAUAUACACAAACGGCAUUUGAGAGAUACUUAUAUAUAUAUAUAUAUAU